Cornus florida is the source of this 2058-nucleotide messenger RNA. RefSeq lists its product as uncharacterized. The transcript has 5 exons. The coding region runs from base 1 to 2058 and encodes 685 amino acids. The record is from RefSeq and is a predicted model, not a curated record. Lineage: Eukaryota; Viridiplantae; Streptophyta; Magnoliopsida; Cornales; Cornaceae.
AUGACGAAGAACUGUACUGGUUGCAGAAAUGCAGGAUUGCAUGGUUGGGACAUGGAGAUAAGAACGCAAAAUUCUUUCAUAGAAAAGCGAAAAUCCGACGAUGAAAAAAUGAGAUCAUCGGAUUGGAAGAUGCUCAUGGCAUUGGGUGAAUUUAAUGAUGGAAUGCAUCAGCACGGUCUCUUACUCGGUGUUGCUAAUGGCAAAAGAGGUGACAAUUUCAUCCCUUUUCGGGGUCUUCGACAGGGUGAUCCCAUUUCCCCCAUCUCUUUUUGUUAUUUACUAGAGGGGCUUUCCCUUUUGUUCCACGAUUUUGAAAGACGUAAGCUUUUGCAAGGUCAACUCGUCAACCUCAAUAAAUCCUGUUUAUUUUUUUCCCCUAAUACUUCUUCGACCCAUAAAUCAUAUUGCAAAUCCCCUUUAUGGAUUCUUAAUGUUGACUGGGCAAACACUUACCUGUGCCUUCCUCUUUUGCUGGGACAGUCAAAAGUCGCAGCCCUUAAUUUUAUCUCUGAUCGUGUUUCCUCCAGAACAAAGCUGCUUAAAGGCAAACUGCUCUCUAAAGCAGGAAGGGAAGUGAUGGUGAAAGUAGUGCUCUUAGCUUUGCCAACUUAUGCUAUGCAAUGUCUUAAACUUCCUAAGCAAAACUGUAAGGAUUUAUUUAGCAUGUUUCUUAACUGUUGGUGGAGCGGCGAAGAGAAAUCUCACAAAAUCAAGUGGAUAAGCUGGGAUUCAAUUUGUGAUUCUAAAGCUAAUGGAGGUCUAGGUUUCAAGGAUAUUGAAGCUUUUAAUUUAGUUUUCCUGGCUAAGAUGGCAUGGCGGAUGGAAAUGGGUGAUGAUUCCUUGCUUUUCAAGUCUUUCAAGAUGAAAUAUUUCAAGCAUUGUAAUUUUGUGGAUGCUCCCAAUAAACCUCGGUCCUCAUGGGUUUGGAAAAGCAUUCUCUCAGCUCAGAAUGUCAUCAAGAAAGGGAUGAAAUGGUGUCUUGGGAACGCCUCGAGAAUUAACUGUUGGCAAGAUAACUGGCUUCCUGACCCUUCAAAUUUUUCUGCAACUUCUUCAAGCUCACACUCGAAUCUCUCAUCAGUUGCUAACUUUAUAAACCACUCUUCUCAUCAUGUUACGAGUGCGGUGGAUCAAAAAGUUUGGGGUGUUUCUCAUGAUGGAACCUUCUCUGUUAAAAGUGCUUACCAGGUUGCACUUUCCUUUUUACGUAAGAAGCCUCAGUCUGGUGUGGCGGUGGGUUGUAGUUUUGAAGCCUUCAAAAGGGCUAUGUGGCGCCAAGUGAGGACUAUUAAAGCUCACAGGAAAAAAUUAUUGUUUCUUUGGCAAUCUCUCCAUGAUAGAAUUUCAGUGAACCAUCUAUUAUUUUUACGUGGUUGUUCGGAAAUCUCUGAAUGUCUUUGGUGUCUUUCGGCAGUCGAGACCAUGGAUCUUCUUCUCUGUACUUACCCUUUUGCUUGCUUGGUGUGGAGAUUAAGUACUCUUAGGUUGGAUUUAUGUGGCCAAGGUCCCUCCUUUUGGCCGAAACGCUGGGUUGAUCUUUCUGAAAUCUGGAGUUCCUCUGCAAACCAAGUGGAAAGCUUCAGUUUGGCUGCAUUCAUUUGUUGGACUUUAUGGAAAUGCAUAAAUGACCUUAUUUUUCGGAAGAAAAGAUGGGAUCUUUUCGACGCAACUCAGACGGCUUUCCGGGAUUAUCAAGAAUAUUGGGAAUUCUCUCGCCAAAGUUCGCUGCUCUCCUUCCCUUCUCCCCCUCUGGCCCCUCAUUCUUCGAGGUGGAACGCUCUAGGUGAGGGCUGUUUCAAGCUUAAUUUUGACGCCUCCUUUGAUUCUUCCAUGAAGACUUGUGGGGGCAAUUUUAUUCUUUUUCCUCUCAAGGUUGCGUCGGCCUUUUUGUCUAAUGUUUCUUGUCUGACGCUUGCCAAAGCCUUUCUCUUCUUAAACUCUGGGGUUAGUUUAGGUGCCUCUCUCGCUUGGGUUCGUCGGGGAGGAAAUGUUGUAGCUCAUGUUUUGAACAAGAAGGCUCUUGUAGCUGCUAAUGGUAACUUGGAACAGUGCAUCUGA